AUGAAAUUGUUACCGCAUUUGAUGAUAUUGAAUGUUAAUUGUAAUGACACAAAUUUAUAUGCAUCAAAUGAUUUAAAAUGUGAUGCUGAAUUCUUUGAAUUUGCUGUUGAGAUUAGUGAAAUAAUUAGAGAUUUAUGGCAUGGUAUAAAGGAUGACAACACAAGACAAAAUGAAGGAACCAAAGAAUUAAAGUUAUUAUCACCAUUAUUCUUAGCAUUAACGAAUGGAAUACCAGAAACUAUUCAGAAAUGGCAAGCAGACUUAUUAUUAGGCGAGAUGAUACAACCUGCAUCCAAAUACAGAAAAACAAUGCAGAAAUUGUUCAACAAAACAAAAGGCAAAGAUAAAUCGAGAGGAUGCAAAUCAGAUCAUUGUUUGUUUGUAGGGAUGCUUGGUUUGUGUCUUGAAAUUUUAUUUUCUGAAACAUCCACUAAAACUUUUAGUGAAGAUGAUCUAUUAGAAAAAAUUAAUGAAGAUUGUAAUAAGCUGCUUAGAUUUGGAAGAGUUGUUAUUGCUAAGAUCAGAAAAGAAGUUGUUAUAAAAAUCAAAUUUACCUUGAAGAUUUGGAGAAAGAUUAGAACCUGGUGCGCAUAUUCCCAGAUUUGGUGA
This is a messenger RNA of Entrophospora sp. SA101, 609 nucleotides long. Lineage: Eukaryota; Fungi; Glomeromycota; Glomeromycetes; Entrophosporales; Entrophosporaceae. The record is from the annotation of a GenBank genome assembly.